This is a messenger RNA of Agrilus planipennis (emerald ash borer), 2298 nucleotides long. RefSeq names its product zinc finger protein 62 homolog. The record is from RefSeq and is a predicted model, not a curated record. Bases 1 to 2298 code for a protein of 765 amino acids. The transcript has 3 exons. NCBI's taxonomy places the organism in Eukaryota, Metazoa, Arthropoda, Insecta, Coleoptera, Buprestidae.
AUGUGCAAAGAAAGGUACCAGUGCGAAAUUUGUUCAGAAUCCUUCGAAACUAGGACGAAACUCGAAAAGCAUUACGACACUGAUCACGAAAAUAAUUACGUAUGUGAAGAGUGCAAUGCAGGAUUCAAAAAAAUCAUGGACUUCACCUUACACUCACGAAUCCAUAACGCAAAUAAUUUCUACCAGUGCCCUCUGUGUUCCGUCACAAGGCGCACACCCAAACACAUCAGAGCUCAUUUGUACCAGAUCCACGAGCAAUUCAAGAAAUACAAAUGUGGCGUUUGUGAUAAGAGAUUUUCCGAAUAUCCAUAUUUUCAAGAGCACAUCCAGUAUUACCAUAGCGGUGAAAAACCGUUCGCCUGCGACCAAUGUGACAAAAAAUUCGUUUACUCACGAUACCUAUGGAAUCACAAAAAACUGGACCACGUUCUCAAAACACCUGACAGGGUUAUAUGCCCCAUUUGCGGUGUCGAAGUACCAAGCUACCGCAAAUUUUUCCUAAAAGCCCUGUCUAAAAACCCAAGGAUGGAGCAUCAAGAGAAAUUAUUGUGCGAAAUAUGCUCGGAAUCGUUCGACAUCAAAAAGAGUCUCGAGGAGCAUUACGAAACCCACAAUGAUCAGUAUACGUGUGACGUUUGUUUUAAAGGUUUCAAAAAGAUACUGGAUUACACAAUUCACAUGCAAACUCACAGCGAAGAUAAAAUGUUCAAGUGUCCUUUGUGCGAUGUCAAGAAAGAAAAGGGUUACCAAAUACGCAUGCACAUCCUCCAAACUCACGAACAGUUCAAAAAGUUCAAGUGCGAAGUGUGCAACAAACGUUUCGCCAAUUACCCUUUCUUCCAAGAACACGUCAAGUACUACCACAGCGGAGAGAAACCGUUCAAAUGUGAAUUUUGCAGUAAAAAAUAUUACUACUCGCAAUACCUGGCCACCCAUCAGAAAUACGAACACUUGGAAAAGCCUUCCGAACAAGUGGAAUGUUUUUUGUGUAAUGUCAAACUGCCAACUUUGAGGGCCAUGCAAAGGCACCAUCGGUCCAGGCAUCCGAAAGAGCUGCUCAUUUGUGACAUUUGCGGAAAAUAUUUCAAAUCGAAAAAGAACUUCAGUCUGCAUUCGCGGGUUCAUUCGGGAGACAAGAGGCACAAGUGUUCCUAUUGUGAGAAACGAUUUAUCAGAGCCGAAGCCAGAAAGGAGCACGAAAGGAUCCACACUGGUGACAGACCGUAUCGUUGUUCCUACUGCGGGAAGAGCUUCACCCAACGAACCAGUAUGGUCAUUCAUACGCGCAAUCACACAGGGGAACGUCCGGAAGAUUUCGACACAAGCACAAAGCUUCGCGAGCACAGGAAGACGCAUCGAAAGGACAAAUACGACGACACCCAGUACAGCUACAACUUCGAUCCUGUCAAAGACAUAUACAGUUGUAUCACGUGCGACAUGGAAUGUCCGUCAAAAAGAGAGAUCGAAAAGCACGUCCUUACUCACAAAGACCAUUUCUCAUGCGAACAGUGCGAUUUGUUCUUCGAUGAGCCUUACAAGUACGCCACUCACGUGCACAUGCACAGCGACGACAAUUUAUUUCGAUGUCCUCUCUGCGAUGUGUACAAAACCCCAAAUCGCACUUGUCUCCUCACUCACAUUAACACGUUCCAUCUUCAUCGAUUCAUAUACAGAUGUUCGACGUGCGGCAAGGGUUUCAACGACUGCGUCCAGUUCAAAGAGCACAAUAACAUCCACGAAGGUUUGAAACCGUUCGAGUGCGUCGUCUGCGGCAAGGGGUUUCCGUUCUCCCUCUAUCUGCACACGCACCAAGUUCGCAAUCACAGGGCAACUAUAGACGGAGUGCUCGGGAUCAACCAGUGUUAUAUCUGCAUGAAAAACUACGUCAAUACCAGAACGUUGCAGAAGCAUAUGCUUAAGCACAGCAAUAAAGAAAAGAAGAACGACGAAAAAAAUCACCUGUGUGACAUAUGCGGAAAAGGGUUCGCUAGAAAGGAUAAGUUGAAGAUACACUAUAGGGUUCAUACGGGAAUUAAACCCUACAGUUGUUCGUAUUGCCCGAAAAGCUUCACCAAAAGGGAUUAUCUGGUGAUGCACGAGAGGGUUCACAGUGGUGAGAAACCCUAUGCCUGUGAAUAUUGCGGAAAAUGUUUCAACCAAGGCGCCCCUUUAAGAGUUCAUAUAAGAGGUCAUACGGGAGAACGCCCUUACGUUUGUCACAUUUGUAAUUCCGGAUUCACAUCGCGCGGUGCCUUAAACAUACAUCUGAGAGGUUGUUCGGGACAUAACAGCCCUUGA